Moneuplotes crassus is the source of this 2033-nucleotide messenger RNA. The record is from the annotation of a GenBank genome assembly. NCBI's taxonomy places the organism in Eukaryota, Ciliophora, Spirotrichea, Euplotida, Euplotidae.
AUUUAACAAUGGAGAAGAAUAAUGGAUCAUCGCCAAUAAACGAAAGAUCAGCUGAUGGUCCCAGUAGCACACAUGUGUAUGGAGAAGCACCUUACCUGCCGGUGCCGACCACAGGGCCUGACUACGAGCCUCAAAAUGCACAGAUUAAUAAUGGCGCAGGGACUUACAUCAGGAGCGAUUUUGGGUGGAUCUUUGUCAAUCCUGAGGACUACAUGCCUCAUUCAGAAAGCAAUAAUUAUGAAGCCGUAGUGACCCAGAACAUCCAGAAUUUAGCCCAAUCUAGUAAAGGUAUAAAAGGAAUAGUCACCAUUGAUAUGCUGCAAGACGAGCCAUUCGCGCCCGUGCCUGAGCUCAGUGAGCCAAUGCUUGAUCCAGAACAACAGAAUGUUCCCACUGAAGAUAAUGACGAAAAAGAAAAUGAGAAAAGGAAGAAGAUCGCAAGGAAAUCAGUUAUUCUAUGCUGCUCUUCAAUCUGGUUCAUGAUAAUCUUCUUCUUCCUUGACCAAAUAAUCCAAGCUCUUCAGUUUAUGUGGGUGUCUAUCUUUAUGGGUAUAUCAUGGAUCGAAGGUAUCUACGACCUCGCCAAGGUGCUCAACGUCUUCAGCAUCCAUUUCAGCGACCAAGCGUACAUAAUCUCAGUAAUCACCUGCAUAGUCGUGAUCUUCAUAUUCGCCAUAUUCUCCUGCGGAGGAGUAUUCGGGUUCUGAGACAUUGACUGAUGCUGCUGAUUCGAUGCCCUGGAGGACUUCCUUUCAAUGGUCAUCUUUGAAUACUUCUUCUUCGGCUUUUUCGCAAUCCCCAUCAUGAAAAUGCUCCUACAGACUUAUGACUGAGUGAGAGUCGAAGGAGUAAGGGUCCUCUCAAGGAACCUAAACUGGCAAUGAGAAUCAUGGCAACAACUCCUGCUCUUUUCGUUCUCAAUGGUCACACUUCUCAUGCUCAUUGUUGGAGCUGUGGUUCGCAACCUAGCUAAAGAAGAAGAAAUGCACUUCAGAGGGUACGAAUGGAGGAUCAAGAAGGGUGUAAAUAGACUAAUUUGCAAAGAAAUGGUCCUCAAGGCAGUCAUAAUGAUCAUUGCAAUCUUUGGCCCUACAAGGUAUUACUUCCCACCACUGGUGUGUUGUAUACUGACUGCUUCCUUCCUCGCAUAUUGGCUUUUAAUAAUGCCGUAUGUGAUCAACAAGUACAACCAUAUGAAAAUAGCUAUGCUUGCUGUAUCAGCUCAUUGCUUCUUUGCAUCAUUCCUUGCAACGCUUGGGAAUGACAUAAACGGAUUUGAAACAGCUGCCAGUGUCAUCAUCUUCAUGAGCCCAAUAUCAGGACUCGUUGGGUUUUUAGUCAGCAUUUGGAGAUCCAAGCAUGUGUUCUAUGAUGAAGAGGCAGCUUUCGCAUUCGAAGAAAGACAGAAGGCAAAGGACCUCCCAAGCUAUGACGAUACCUUAAUAAUCAAGAAACUUAUCCUUCAGAAAGAGUUCAUUGGAAUAAAGAUUUUGUCCAUCAAGGAACUUGAGCAGUUCGAUCACUACAUCUUUGGCCAAUCAAAAAUCCUAGAGGGAGAGUUCAAAGUCAAUGGGGACGAGGGCAUGAUCAACCUAUGUAUAAUCUUAGCGACGAUCGCUACUUUUCAGGAACACCCCAAGAUGUACUUCUCAAAGCUAAUAAUCAGAGCUGAUAAAGAAGACCAGGCGGCUCAGAUAAAAUUUACAGAGAAGUCAGAGCAAGCUUUUGCAGAGGCUUACUUCGCAGGGUGCUUCAGAGUGAUCAAACACUUGCAAUUUAACCAGUUCCACUUGCAAGCAAGGCAAGCUCUGAACGUGACCAGAUUCUUCAAGGACAGCCCAACACUGGAGACGGUGAAUUUGUCAAAUAACCAGCUCGACCACAAGGUAGUCUCUGCAAUUAUAGGGAAACUGUAUGAGAACAAAGCCAUAAAGUUCAUUGAUGUCUCAAGUAAUGCUGUAUACUCAGACCAGCAGCUACAAAUCCAGAAGAAGUACAACUAUAAUGAUGAAGUUGAUGUCAUUUUUGCAUAA